UAUGACGAACUUCCUGCUUUCAGUUGUCUCUCGUCAUUAAACUGUUGGACAUGGCUUGAAAGUACAAACAAUUUCCAUACGUAUAUUCUUGAGUACGCGGUUGUCAUAAUAAUGAAACAGCUAACGUGGUUAUGUGAAAGUUCAGAAUGUGUAUGAUGUAAGUAGGGGUUGAUUUUGUAUUAGGCUGUGUCUCAAGGACGUGGAAAGAGGAAGACAACCUCGAGUAUGGAGAAGGGGACUCGAUUAAUUGUUAGCUUACGUUACGGAUAAAUUCAAAUGGAUACUAAGUAUAUAUUGACUACAAAGUACGUGUUAUCAACAUAUCCACUGCAGCACACGAUUUUCAGGCCAUGUCCAUAUAUGUUUUAGCUAGUUCCGUAAUCUAAACCCCAUCCGACAGCUACGGCAAAAGGGGGAUAUUUUCUCGAUUGAAGGGAAUAUAUGGGAUCGCAAGUUUCAUCUGUUGAAAUGAGUGUGCGCGCGGGGCAGGGUAGCGACGAGGUUCUGGUGUCCCAAGCGGUGUGGGACUACUUGGCUGCCGCCGGCCGGCCCUGGCUCAUAGACUUCCAGGACAAGCAGGGCCUCAGCGCAGGCAUUAUCCGCAGAGGGGAGCGGGGAGGCUGCUGCGCAGUGCGGCUACGCCCCGUAGAGGGCUCCCGUUCUGGGGGAGGACCAGGGAUGAUGGAGGGGGGACCCAUCUCCAAUGAGACACGCAAGUCCUUCAUAGACUUAUGCCGCUGUGCCCGGAAAGAGAUGAGCAAACAGGAGGGGGGUCCUAAGUGGAAGAGGUCCGUGCUGCCCUGUGUUGGGGUGAGGGUCCUGGAGGGGGAUGGAGAGGGGAGCCUACUAACACCUCAGCCUCCCCAGCCCAGACGCUCUCAGAGGCAGCAACAGAGGUGUAGAAAGCCUGCGGAGGAUGAGGCCUGUGUGGUCCUCUCCAACUCCAUGAAUUCCAUGAACUGCAUGUCCCACGAUGCAUCAGGACAGAGGAAGCAGGACAACAUGGAAGUCAACUGCAGUAUGAUGGCAUCUUCUCAUAGCCACUCCCAGAGUGAAGCAGACGACCACACCUCAUGUUCCAUCUGCAUGGGAGACAUGGUGGAGAGGACCACGCUGGAGAGGUGUGGCCACACAUUCUGCCGGUCAUGUCUGGACCAGGCCUUCAAGGUGAAGAGAGCAUGUCCGGUGUGUCGUCUGGUGUACGGCCAGCUCAUAGGGAAUCAGCCGGCUUCCGGGACUAUGAUGGUGGAGAGGGACCCAGAUCUGGAAUUGUCGGGACACGAGGGCUACGGGUGUAUCUGCAUCAUCUAUAGCUUCACACCUGGUCUACAGGCGCCGGAGCACCCUAACCCUGGUGUAAGCUACCCGGGUACGGACCGCGUGGCUUACCUCCCAGACAGCCCAGAGGGGAACCGGGUCCUGGGCCUGCUCCGCCGGGCCUUUGAGCAGCGCCUCAUCUUCACUAUAGGGACCUCCAUGACUACGGGAAUGCAUAACGUCAUUACCUGGAAUGACAUCCACCACAAAACCUCCAUAUGGGGCGGACCACGCUGCUUUGGCUACCCAGACCCCACUUACCUGGUGAGAGUGACUGAGGAACUCCGAGAGAAAGGCAUCACUGCGGACUGACCGUCCAGAUUCCAGAAUGUUCCAUUCUAGGAACACUAGGAAUUCUAGGAACCUCUAGCUGUCUUGCUGCUGGUGGUUGCUAGGCUGCAGGCUCCUGGACCUAGACCCAGCAGGGCUGUGGAUGAAUUCGACAGGGGACAGGGCUUUUAGCUCCACAGCAGAAACAGGACUACAAGACUCUCGUAUCACUCCAAGACCUCUUUUAUGUGGAAAAUCCUAACUUCCACUUAAAUUGAAUUUUCAUUUAAUCAUGCAUUGAUGUCAAUGGGAGACCAUUCAACUUAAGUGGAAGUGAAAAUUUGUCUUAAGUGGAAUUUAGGUUUCACCCUUGUGUUCCUGUGUUAGGUAUCGAUCUUCUGCUCAAUCCAGCAGCACUUUGUGUGGAAGAAAACAUAAAAGUGAGAGCAAUGUGAUUUUCAGUGUGACACAAUCCUCUACCUUUCACCUGGUGUUGACAAUAGCAGGACAUUCUUUUUGCUGAACUCAUCCGAGCAGUUAUAAUAUAGGGAUUUAAUAAAUUGAUAAGUAAUCAGUACUUAAAUAUUAUUUUGAAAUCUAAGUAAAAGAGAAGUCUAUUUUGCCUGAUAUCUUUAUUUCCAUGCUGGGGGACACGUUCUCUAUUUACCAGUUGCAAGCGCACAUUAUUGGUGGUCUUUCCAGUACGUUCGUAGAAUAAUUAUCUUUUUCUUUAAUUAUUUUCCGUGAUAACCUGUUACUUACAGUUUGUACAAAUACCAUAUCUGAGAUAGGUGGCAGGCAGAAUAGCACCGUCUGCUUCAAUAGAAAGCUUCAAACUAAAUCAUUUAAUUUCUCUAAAAGACGUUGCAAUCUAAAGCACUCACAGGCACUUUGACCAAGGGAGUCGGUCAGUCGUUCAGUGGAGGGCUGGUUGUUCUCUGCAUAUCAUUAGAAUUAUCAUUGUUCUCUGCUACCUUUUCAGGGAAGACUAGUCUAUGGAAUAGUGCUCUGAGCAAAUCGGGGAGGUGUUAGUCGUUAACAGCCCUGAAGCUAAUAGCCUGGUAAGCUAGAAGUUGAUGUCAAUUUGCUUUGAGCCCUUCAUUUCCCUUUUGAUCUUCCUCUCCUUUGAUUUCUUCACAUAGGAAGGUUUUCUAUUUGUGCUGGUCUAGGAUCGGUGUGGCCUUUUU
Molecule: messenger RNA, 2774 nt
Organism: Oncorhynchus kisutch (coho salmon)
Lineage: Eukaryota; Metazoa; Chordata; Actinopteri; Salmoniformes; Salmonidae
Product: probable E3 ubiquitin-protein ligase DTX3
Exons: 6
Coding region: 442-1629 (395 amino acids)
Biological process (GO): Notch signaling pathway; protein ubiquitination
Source: RefSeq, a predicted model, not a curated record